UAGAACGGAGGCUGUAGCGUGUAAUCGGAGGCUGCGCACGCGUUGCUAGAUCUCCCGAGUCUAGAUGCAGCGCGCGCGCACAUGCCGGCAGUCGCACGGCCAGCGUAGCGGCGCAUAGUCGAGUACGUGGUACGCGAACCACCGCUCCAGAACGCUUUCUCGAACGCAUUUACGAUAACUUUGCACGAUUUUAUGAUUUUAUUUGUGGAUACAUAAAGUGAAUAAUAAACUGGUGUGAUAAAAGCUUAUUACCAUGUCCGGUUGAACAUUUCGUUUAUUGUGUAACGCUGAAAACUGUCCAAAUGAAGAUGACUGUAAAUCGUAUAAGGGUGGUUGUGCUUGGGAGCCCUCGGAGUGGGAAAUCGGCGGUGGUUGUGCGGUACCUCACAAAGCGCUAUAUUGGAGAAUACAGCUCUACCGGGGAUUUCCUGUACACACAUAGAGUGGCGUUCGACGGCGCGGUUUCAGAGGUCGAAAUAUUGGACACCUCAAAUUGUGCGAUGCGUGGAUGCCUGGGCGAGCACGUGCGCUGGGGCGACGCGUUCGCGGUGGUGUACUCCGUGUGCGAGCGCCGCUCCUUCCUGGCGGCGGCCGAGCUGCUCUCGCUGCUGGCGCAGACGCGCCUGCCCAGCUGCGCCGCGAUCACUCUCCUGGGCAACAAACGAGACCUCGAACACGCCAGGGAGGUCCAUGCAGAGGAGGGACAGGAGUUGUCGCUGCGGUUCGGCUGUCAGUUCUACGAGGUGUCAGCGGCGGAGUCGUCCGCGGGCGCCGCACUCGCCUUCCACGCAUUGCUGCGUGAAGCGCGUUCUUUAGCUUUACUACUACCCGCGCCCAGACGAAAGCUCGCCGCCUACUCUGUUUCCAAGGUAAUCGGAACGAUAUUCGGAAAAAAUAGUAAAAGUGUGCGAAAGAAACGACCGUCGCUUAGUAUUUAAGUUUAUUUAUUGUCAAGAUUUACUCUCAUAGACUGUUUAGUUUAAAUAGGUAAUUUAAGCUGUACAAUGUACAUAAUAGUUGUUUUAUUUUGGGUCCAAUAUCAUUAGUUUGUGUUUAGGUUAAUAGGCGGGCGUGGCGUGGUAGCCGGCGUGAUACCAAAAUAAUGUAAGAACAAGCCCGAUGCUAAAAGUAUCUGGUGGGCUUAGGGCACGUGAGUAAUGAUUUCUAUGGGGUCUUCUAUGAUUUCUAAAAGUGGGGUUCUACGAUAAUGGGGAUGAUACCUAUGUCAAAAAUAAAUUAUUUCUUAGUAAUUCUUAAAUAGAUUGCCUCCCAAAAUCCACAUUCAAUGCUAUAGUUUUAAGUUUGCUAACCAUUUUAAAUUAUCGAUUUAACUAAAAAAGUACGUCAAAUUACGUCAAAUGUGUAUGACGUCACAUCUGUGAAUUUCAUACAAGCUCCCUUACUAAGCGAAAGUUUUGACGUUUGAUAAAAAGUCGCUGAUUUGACUAGUAGUCAUCAUCCCUAUUGCCGCGUCCGCCACCGCGCCCGCGCUUUGCUGAUUUUACAAUAACUGGUACUUACAACUUUACAGCUGACUGAGGGUAUUAUAAAUUAGUAUACUAUUUAAAUAUCUAGUAUACUGAUUGCUAUGUUCUGUAUUAUUUAACGUUCUUAAGCGUAGACUGACUCAUCUUAAAACGUUAUAAAGUCUCUACCAUAAAUAAAUAAGGGGAGAUUAUUUUUAAAGAUAAAAUAAUAUACAGUGGCGUAGCGAGGGGGUGUGGUUGCUAGGGUUAUAGAGGCCUUUGCUAGAGGCGGUAAAGAAUAUUCGAAUUUUUUUUUACUUAAGUAAUAAUUUUUUGUUACAAUUUUGGAAAGUUAUGGUGUUUUAAUUAGUAGCUUACGUUUAUUUCUGUGCUCAAGACAGGCUUGAAAUAAUAGUGUGGUGAAGUUUUAUAUCCGUAUUAAACUCGAGAUAUAAAUAGGCACCCGGUAGGCAAGUCCCACCUACACACAUAUUAUGAGAUUAUGGCUUUGUGACAUACUUAAUUUGAGUUUAUUUAAAAAUAAUUUGUAUGAUUGGCUUUAAAUGCUCAAAUGAUUUUAAUGAUAACUUCAAUCUGAGUUACAGACAUUGUAACAAUGAAAUAAUGUAUAUAAGUAGACUUUUUUUUUAA
This is a messenger RNA of Maniola jurtina (meadow brown), 2117 nucleotides long. RefSeq names its product ras-related and estrogen-regulated growth inhibitor-like protein. NCBI's taxonomy places the organism in Eukaryota, Metazoa, Arthropoda, Insecta, Lepidoptera, Nymphalidae. Gene Ontology annotation, molecular function: GTP binding; GTPase activity. The transcript has 8 exons. The record is from RefSeq and is a predicted model, not a curated record. Bases 303 to 938 code for a protein of 211 amino acids.